AUGAGCGCCAACCAGGCCAUGCUCCACCUCAACCGCCAGCUGUCGGGCAUGUCGUACCGCAACCGCAACAACAACCUCAGCCUCAACCAAUCCUCGCCCCUCGCCACCGCAGAUGACUCGACCCCGGUCGCCGGUCCCUCGUCGUCCACCGACAACACCGCCCCCUCAGCCUCGACCUCGUCCGCCGCUCCCGCUCCCGCAUCCCCACUCGCACCAGCACCCGCACCUGUCAAGCGCAAGCUCCGCCCCUCGACCUCGUCGCGCGACCCGGCCACCCCAAAGCGCUCACGCCCCGCAGCCGGCUCGUCGUCCAACCCGACCCACGCCCCGCCGACAACCCGCCUCGCCGACCUCGGCGGGGUCGACGCCUGCGUCGAGCAGAUGCUCGAACUCGUCGCCCUCCCGCUCAUGCACCCCGAGGUCUACCUCCACACGGGCGUCCGCCCCCCGCGCGGCGUCCUCCUCGUCGGCCCGCCAGGCUGCGGCAAGACGAUGCUCGCCGGCGCUAUCGCAGGAGAACUCGGCCUCCCGUUCAUCUCAAUCUCGGCGCCCUCGGUCGUGUCGGGCAUGUCGGGCGAGUCGGAAAAGACGCUCCGCGAGACGUUCGAGGAGGCGGCCCGCCAGGCGCCCUGCAUCCUCUUCAUCGACGAAAUCGACGCCAUCACGCCCAAGCGCGAGACGGCCCAGCGCGAGAUGGAGCGCCGCAUCGUCGCCCAGCUCUUGACCUGCAUGGACGACCUCGCGUGGGACAAGACGGACGGCAAGCCCGUCAUGGUCAUCAGUGCCACCAACCGCCCCGACUCGCUCGACCCGGCCCUGCGCCGCGCCGGCCGCUUCGACGCCGAGAUCACCAUGGGCGUCCCGGACGAGGCCGGCCGCGAGCGCAUCCUGCGCGUCCUCAUGGGCAAGCUGCGCCUGUCGGGCGACUUUGACUACGCCCUCCUCGCCAAGGGCACGCCGGGCUACGUCGGCGCCGACCUGAGCGCCCUCACGGGCGCCGCCGGCGUCAUCGCCGUCAAGCGCAUCUUUGAGCAGUUCGGGCCCGACGGCGCCGCCGCGCUCUUGCCCGAGCUCGCGACGGGCGAGGGCGCUCUCGGCCUCCUCCAGGCGGCGAGCGGCGAGGACGCAGAGAUGGCCGGCGUCGAGGCGGUCCAGCAGGACGCCGAGCCGGCCAUCGUCGACGACUCGUCGGCGCUCUCGUCGGCGGCACCGACGCCGGGCACCGUCACGCCGAGCGAGGACGCUCCUCCUCCAUCCGCAUCAUCAGGCGACGGUACCCUCGCCGCCGUCCCCUCGCUCCCCUUUUCGACCCUCCCUCCUUCCCUCGCCGCCCUCCCGAUCGCCUCGUUCCUGCGCGCCCACCCGACGUCCCUCACGCCCGACCAGCUGUCGUCCAUCGCCUUGACCAACGCCGACUUUGUGCGCGCCCUCACCAUCGUCCAGCCCUCGUCGCAGCGCGAGGGCUUCACGACCGUGCCCGACGUCACCUGGGACGACCUCGGCGCCCUGUCGGCCGUGCGCGACGAGAUGCGCAUGAGCAUCGUGCGCCCGAUCCGCCGCCCAGACGUGUUCCGCCUCCUCGGCCUCAACGCGCCGUGCGGCGUCCUCCUGUGGGGCCCGCCCGGGUGCGGCAAGACGCUCCUCGCAAAGGCCGUCGCCAACGAGAGCCGGGCCAACUUUAUCAGCGUCAAGGGCCCCGAGUUGCUCAACAAGUACGUCGGCGAGUCGGAGCGCGCCGUGCGCCAGGUCUUUGCCCGCGCUCGUGCGUCGAGCCCGUGCAUCAUCUUCUUCGACGAGUUGGACGCCAUGGUGCCUCGGCGCGACGACAGCCUCUCUGAGUCGUCGGCCCGCAUCGUCAACACGCUCCUCACCGAGCUCGACGGCCUCGAGCCCCGCAAGCAGGUCUUUGUCAUCGGCGCCACCAACCGUCCCGACAUCCUCGACCCGGCCAUGUGCCGCCCCGGCCGCCUCGACAAGCUCCUGUACGUCGACCUGCCCACGCCCGCCGAGCGCGUCGAGAUCCUCGGCGCGUGCGCCCGCAAGACGCCCCUCGCGAGCGACGUCGACCUCGUCCAGGUCGCGCACCACCCGCGCGCCGAGGGCCUGAGCGGCGCCGACCUCGCCGCGCUCGUGCGCGAGGCGGCCACGAGCGCCGUCAAGGAGCUCUUUGCCGCGCUCGACCUCGACCUCGACGGCCCCGCGCUCGGCUCGAGCGCCGGCGGCCCGCUCGGCGCCGGCGCGACCCAGGCCCAGCUCGAGGCGCGCGUCGAGAUGCGCCAUUUCGCCGCCGCGCUUGAGCGCGCCAACCCGAGCGUGUCGAGGCAGCAGCGCAGGCGGUUCGAGACGCUCCGCAGGAGGUUUGCCGGGCAGCCGGUCGGGCACCGAGGGGAGGAGGGCGAGGCGGCGGGAGCCGGCGGGAACGACGGGCUCGAGGGCGGUGAGGCGGCGGGGCCGGCGCCGGCGCCAGCUGUCGUCGAGCACUAG
Molecule: messenger RNA, 2484 nt
Organism: Rhodotorula graminis WP1
Lineage: Eukaryota; Fungi; Basidiomycota; Microbotryomycetes; Sporidiobolales; Sporidiobolaceae
Exons: 5
Coding region: 1-2484 (827 amino acids)
Biological process (GO): ribosome biogenesis
Cellular component (GO): nucleus
Molecular function (GO): preribosome binding; ATP hydrolysis activity; RNA binding
Source: RefSeq, a predicted model, not a curated record